Molecule: messenger RNA, 512 nt
Organism: Danio aesculapii
Lineage: Eukaryota; Metazoa; Chordata; Actinopteri; Cypriniformes; Danionidae
Gene: tmem14a
Product: transmembrane protein 14A
Exons: 5
Coding region: 138-437 (99 amino acids)
Biological process (GO): regulation of heme biosynthetic process
Cellular component (GO): mitochondrial membrane
Source: RefSeq, a predicted model, not a curated record
CGUGACGUCAGUUCCUCGCUCUGAACUUCAGCAUAGAUUCUGCUUAUCAAUAACAGCUCAUCUUCAACUUUUGUAACGUUGCGCAGUUUUCCAGCUUUCCCCGUGUAGAUUACCGCAGCUCCGUGCUCUCCGUUGUGAUGGCUGUGGACUGGCUGGGGUUCGCUUAUGCUGCUGCUCUGCUCUUCGGAGGUUUUUUGGGAUAUAAAAGAAAAGGCAGUGUGGUGUCAUUAAUCGCCGGCCUCUUCUUCGGAACUGCGUCUGCUUAUGGAGCUCUGCGAAUAACACUCGAUCCGCAGAAUUACGGGAUCUCUCUGCUCUCUGCUGGUGUUCUGGCCGCUGUGAUGGGAAUGAGAUUCAGGAAAUCGGGGAAGUUAAUGCCUGCAGGAAUCAUGGCAGGACUGAGUCUCCUGAUGGUCAUCCGGAUCCUGAUCUUCUAGAGCUGAUGGACAGACUCACACCCGUUGCUAUUUCCAGUGCCAUCUUGUACAUUCCUAAUAAAUGUCUUCAUUUUA